AUGUUUGACCAGGAGCUCUACGAUAACGGCUGCGACUUCGGGCGCUACGGGGCGAAGGAGGAGCAGGAGGCCAUCAUCGACCAUGUGCUCUCGGAUGACGGCUACGACUUUGGGUACUACGCGGACGGUGGCGACGGGACGAAGGAGGAGCAGGAGUACAUCAUUGACCAGGUGCUCUACAAUGACGGCUACGUCGUCGGGCAGGAGGACGUUCAGGGCUCCGGUGGCGGCUUCGGCGGUGCGGCUGGGUGGCGGUGGUGCCGGCGGGGGCAUUGGCGGCUGGGGCGGAGGCGGUGGCGGCGGCUGUACAUGGCGAUUCUCUUUAUGAUGAUGGUGCUUCGCUGCAGGGUUUCCUUGAUUCCGCGGACAGGCAAGGCAAGAUGGUGA
Molecule: messenger RNA, 387 nt
Organism: Prorocentrum cordatum
Lineage: Eukaryota; Dinophyceae; Prorocentrales; Prorocentraceae
Source: the annotation of a GenBank genome assembly